Paramecium pentaurelia is the source of this 820-nucleotide messenger RNA. Lineage: Eukaryota; Ciliophora; Oligohymenophorea; Peniculida; Parameciidae. The record is from the annotation of a GenBank genome assembly.
AUGUAAUAAGAAAAUGAAUAAAUGAAAUAUGUUAAAUUUACAAAAGAAGAUAAAGCAAUUAUAAUGAAGAGUCUUGAAGAACAACAUGUAAUCAAUAAGAGAUUUAAUCAAAUAGUUUGAAACCUUCAUCUCCUACUUUAGAAAUACUGAACUUUUAGUAGAAUGUUAAUAUAUGCUAACACACUCAUUAUAAAAAUUGGCACCAACUGAAAAUGCAGAAUUUUAGGUUGGCAAUAGACACUACUAUGUAAAAAUAACUGAUAUGAUUAAAAUAAGGAUCAACAAUGAAUGGGCAGCAUUUAUAAAAGGUCAUAUUUAUUACAGAGCCUAAGAUGUUUAAAAUUACAAAUAAGAUUUCCCUAAGCUGAAUGAAUGUACUUCCAAAGAUCUUUUUUUAACUGACCAAACAGAAUGGUUUAUAUCUACUACAUUCUUAUAAAAAAUAUAAGUCAAACCAAUAGAUGAAUAUAAUAUAUUGACUAUAGAGUUAAAUGAUGAAUAUUAUACAAGAGCAGAAUAUAAUACAUAAGAAUAAAAGUUUAAUCCUCCUAUAAGUGAAUGGAUUACAUAUUGUUUCUGCAAAAAAUUAUACAAUCCAAGAGAACACUAUAUUCAAUGCAAUUAAUGUAAUCAAUGGGUUCAUUAUAGUUGUAGUGAUAGAAGUGAUAAAGAACUCAAAAUUAUUUCUGAAUUGAAAUUCAUCUGCUUUUAAUGUGUUGAAGAAAACAAGAACAACAAAUUAAAUUUAUAGGAUAAUGAAAAUUAAGAUGGACAACUUACCAAACUUAAUACUACUAUAUAAGUAAAUAAGAAAAAAUGA